Molecule: messenger RNA, 3767 nt
Organism: Drosophila ananassae
Lineage: Eukaryota; Metazoa; Arthropoda; Insecta; Diptera; Drosophilidae
Gene: dock
Product: cytoplasmic protein NCK1
Exons: 6
Coding region: 763-2379 (538 amino acids)
Molecular function (GO): protein binding
Source: RefSeq, a predicted model, not a curated record
GAUUCUAGUGAGCCCGAUAUUGCCAGAAAUUCAAUAAACCCUGGUGAAAGACGGAAGACGGCUCCGGCGAAAUCGUCAAGGAUUAAGAACCGGAAUCGUAAAAAGUAUUAACCAGCCCGCUGGCACCGCGCAGAGCCCGAAAAGAGUCGAGUGCCCCGAGGCCGUGUGUCAUUUUCCAUUCCGGAUUGCAGCAUUGGUACGUGCAACCCGUGCACACACACGCACCUCCGACACACACAUACUAGGUGCGUUGUGCGGAGUAUUUAAUUAUAAUUUCGAGUGUGCAGAGUGUGUGUAAAGUGCAAUAGCCUGGCGAAAGCAGGAGCCAGAGACUGGCAGUGUGAAGUGCAGUGCGGGGCGAAUCCUCCUCCAUCCAACCUGGGCUGGGCCGCUGGCUACAAGGCAUAAGGACUCGGCAUAAGGACUCCACACAGCCACAUAGGCUCGGAUAGGGACACCGAUAAGGCGAGCAAGGAGUGCCAGGAGACUCGGCAGGAAUAGGAGUUGCCACCGCAGUCGCAGUCGCAGUCGUCUCCGUAAGAAUGCAUGGACUGAAGGCUCCUGCAGCCACCUGCAGCAGCGCCACAUAACCCAUCACGUUCACGAUCACGAUCACCACAUCCACAUCAUCAUCAUCAUCCAGAUCCAAUCUCGAAAGUCCAACUCCAAGACUCCAAACACUGACUCUUGCCUCCAGGAGCAGCAGCUGAACCAACUGGAGGACCAGGUAUCCCCCCCAGGCGGAGGAGCAGCCAGUCUGGAAUGUUGGAACACCCCCAGCGGUUCGUGCGCAACAUCCCCGACUCCUCAGCCAGCAGCAGCAGCAGCAGCUCGCAACAGUAUCCGCCACAGCUGCCGCAGCACCAGAACCUGAAUCUCAACCAGAAUCAGAUCUACCAGUACCGCCCUCAGGUACCAGUACCCGUACCAGGCUCUCCUGCCCACCAUCAGCGGCACUCGUCGCUCUCCAAGCAGCAGCAGCAGCAGCAGCAACAGCAGCAGCAGCUACAUCACCGCACCCUGUCCACCGCCUCCUCGUGCAGUGCCCAGCACAAAAGUGUGACCUUCGGCCAACCAGCGCUCGACUGCGGCAACGGCAGCGGAGGCGCCAACGGAAGCGGGUGCUACAGCAACACUGGAACCCAACCAAUGGCGGGAAACAUGAAGCACGGCAAAUCUCAGGAAGACGUCUGCUACGUGGUAGCCAAGUAUGACUAUGCGGCGCAAGGGGCCCAGGAGCUGGAUCUGCGCAAGAACGAGCGCUACCUGCUGCUGGACGACUCGAAGCAUUGGUGGCGCGUCCAGAACAGCCGCAACCAGUCCGGCUAUGUGCCCAGCAACUACGUUAAGAAGGAGAAGCCCUCGCUCUUCGACAGCAUCAAGAAGAAGGUGAAAAAGGGCUCCGGAUCGAAGACGCUACCCAACUGCUCGCCCUCGCGCCAGAUCGAAAGCCCGACCAUGUCCCGACGACUGCCCCCCGAUCCCGCCGAGGCCAUCGGCUCGGCGAUCGUCAAGUACAACUACCAGGCACAGCAGCCGGACGAGCUAUCGCUGACCAAGGGCACCCGGAUCCUCAUCCUGGAGAAGUCCAACGACGGAUGGUGGCGCGGCCAGAGCGGCAACUCCGUCGGCUGGUUCCCCAGCAACUACACAACGGAAGAUUGUGAUAACGAUGGAGAGAUCCACACCUAUGCCAUGGCGGAGAAUGUGCUCGACAUUGUGGUUGCUCUCUACAGCUUCACGUCAAACAACGACCAGGAGCUCUCGUUCGAGAAGGGCGAUCGCCUGGAGAUCGUGGAUCGGCCAGCCUCCGAUCCAGACUGGUACAAAGCUCGCAACAACCAGGGCCAAGUCGGUUUAGUUCCACGCAACUAUCUCCAAGAGCUCAACGACUACCUGACCACGCCGUAUCGCAACACGAGUGCCGCUGGCAACGGGAAUGGCGGUAGCAACGGAGGAGCCGGCGGCGGUGGUGGCGGCACCGACUCCAUGGAGCGCCGCAACGAUGGCAACAAGUCUGCGUCGCAGCCCUCUGGCCAGCCGAUCGAGCGUCCCAACUUGGCGGGCAAGUCGUGGUACUACGGAGCCAUAACCCGCAGCCAGUGCGACACGGUGCUCAACGGCCAUGGCCACGACGGUGACUUCCUCAUCAGAGACAGUGAGACUAACAUGGGCGAUUACUCGGUUUCGUUAAAGGCACCGGGACGCAACAAGCACUUCCGCGUGCACGUGGAGCAGAACAUGUACUGCAUCGGACAGCGCAAGUUCCACUCCCUGGACCAGCUGGUCGACCACUACCAAAGAGCGCCCAUCUACACGAACAAGCAGGGCGAGAAGCUGUAUCUGGUGCGGUCCCUGCCGAAGGCCAAUGGCACGUAAAGUGUGUUGCCGAAGCGUCCGGAAUCGGAAUCUGAAUUUGAAUCUCAGCAUCCAAAACCCAUAUUACCCGUAUUCAGCAAACAUCCACAUAUGCAACACAAAGAUAUACCACAAGGCUAAUUGUAGGCAGCUCAGCUCGGCGCGAAGUGUAGUUUAUUGUAGUUCAGUUCGAUUCGAUUCGAUUAUGAUUCGUUUUGGAUUCAAAAUUGAGUUCGGAUGAGAGCAGCGUGUGUAUAUAGAUCGGUUGGUCGGUGAACGACACAACCCGUAUAUAGGGCCCACGAGAAAGAGAAAGAGUUUUUGUACUUUUAUAUACUUGAAUUAACUAAAUUAGCGCAUUGGCUAUGUUGGCAAGAGAGGAUAACUAACGAAAUAAUCACAUUCGAUUCGAGCAAUUCUAGGUGUCAAGAUGCAAUACAUUACAUAUUACAUACCAUACAUGUGCACAUAUUAUACUAUACUCUAACGCAAGUCGUAGCUGACUAAUGUACACAGAUCGCUUCCUGAAGGGAGAUCGCUUUUAGCCAGAAUACUGGGCAUGUAACGUGUAACACGAGAUAUGAUACGAUAUACAUAUUAUGUCUAUUAUCCGUACUGUACGUACUAUCGUAGCCAAUCCGCAGAUUUCCACUUCGUGUCUGUACAUACAUAGUGGUCGUCCUGGACCUGGUUCCGGUUCCAGGAGGCCAACACACCUAACCCAAACACACAGCCAGAGUGAGGAUCGCUCCUACAGUCAUUUCGUUAUUCGUAACAACCAUUAAUUAUCGACUACGAUAUAACCAGCAUACACUCGAUAUUUACGGGCGACGUUUUUCCGCUAAAAUAUUUAAAAGAAAAAGAAAAAAAUAAUCUAAUCGUUUACUGGCCGAGAAGGAGGACGGCAUUCAAGCAUAGGCCAUACUGUACAGUGAUGCGAUGCUAACCUAGGCACUCUUUCUUCUCCAGGCAUAGGUCGCGUACUAUUAUUUACGAUUACGAUGAUUACGAUUAGUAGACCGCAGCGAUUCCAGCUUUAAAUUCUGUUUAAUAAUUAUUAUAUGCUAUUAUUUUGUUUUCCUUUGUUUUAGAGUUCAUUUUAACCGCCCUACGUUUACGAUUAUUGUUUUGUUUUUAACUCGAUAAUUUAGCUAUUUUAGAAGAUAUUUUAGGAGAGUAAUUAGCGAAAGGACGGGAGAAAGAGUGGCUGCCAGUGAAAUGACUUUCGACUUUUCUUUCAUACGCGAAUUUUUAAAUUAUAAAAUCUACAUUAUACGAGUACGUAAAAUAAACUUAAAUAAUUUAUAGUAAUUUAAACGAUUGCUAAACCAACUAGUACUAAAGACGAAGAGAACAAACUAGAAAUUAUACCGAAACGGACAUGAAUAAAAUACAUUCAGAAAAUUAAA